Molecule: messenger RNA, 874 nt
Organism: Saprolegnia parasitica CBS 223.65
Lineage: Eukaryota; Oomycota; Saprolegniomycetes; Saprolegniales; Saprolegniaceae
Exons: 3
Coding region: 79-858 (259 amino acids)
Source: RefSeq, a predicted model, not a curated record
GUGCCAACUAUCCUUAUUCUACACGCUCCAAACUCCAAACUUGGCGCUUGUGGCGUUCAUUAUUUCUUUUCCUCCAUCAUGGUUGCUACCUCCUCCUUCAUUACAUCGCUCGUCGCCUUUGGCGCGUCGGUGAUGGCGUCGUCGCUCCCGCCGUGCAACAAGACGGCGCUCAUCAUCGUCGACGUCCAAAACGACUUUGCGCUGCCGACCGGCAACCUCCGGGUCGUUGGGGGUGAGGCCAUCAUCCCCGUCAUCAACAAGGUCCGCGACCAUGGCAAGUUUGACAUGGUCGUGCUCACGCAAGACUGGCACCCGCUCGACCACGUUUCGUUCGCCUCACGCUGGGCCAGCGACCCGAUCGCCCAGCCCUUUACACUGUACACGCUGCCGCCGUCCGGUGCGUGGCCGCCCAACACGCAGCAGAUGCUCUGGCCCAACCAUUGCGUCCAGAACGGCUACGGCGCCGAGCUCCAUUCGGACCUCAAAGUGAACGUCAAGAAGGACAUUUUCAUCAAGAAGGGGUCGAACCCCGACCUCGACUCGUACUCGGGUCUGAUUGAGAACGACCACAAGACCGAGACGGCUCUGCCCAAGAUUCUCAAGGACGCCGGCAUCCAGCACGUGGUCGUGGUCGGGCUCGCGGAAGACUACUGCGUCGGCUCCACGGCGCUGGACGCCAAGACCGUGUACGGCUACGACGUCACCGUGCUCUCGGACGCGACGGCGGCUGUCGCCCCGGUCUCCAAGAAGGAGAUGGAAGACAAGUUCGCGGCGCAGGGCGUCACUCUCCAAACGUCGGCCGAAUUCCUCAAGGCCCAAAACGCUCUCAAGUGCCGCUCCAACUCCAAGAGCUGCUAGAACCCGUGGUCUAUUG